This is a messenger RNA of Ricinus communis (castor bean), 2504 nucleotides long. Its product is annotated as lysM domain receptor-like kinase 3. The record is from RefSeq and is a predicted model, not a curated record. Gene Ontology annotation, biological process: innate immune response; protein phosphorylation. The transcript is spliced from 12 exons. Lineage: Eukaryota; Viridiplantae; Streptophyta; Magnoliopsida; Malpighiales; Euphorbiaceae. Gene Ontology annotation, molecular function: transmembrane receptor protein kinase activity; ATP binding. The coding region runs from base 347 to 2197 and encodes 616 amino acids.
AGCAACGACCAACCGGUUAAGAAGUGGAACAGAAGAAAACAGCGGGAAUUUAUUGCUGCGAGUACUAUCCCUCCACUCUUAACAAAAUUCAGAACACGGCAGCCUCAAUUUAUCCAUUUCUGAAUAGUUAAUCCAACAAAAUGUCCUUUUCAACAACCCUUAAUCAUCCCCAUCACCAACUAUUAAUAAUAUUGCACCCUUUUCAUUUAAGUACCCCACAAAUUCCCAGUCAACGUUCCACCAUAUUGAAAAAAAUAUCUAAAUUCAAAAUCAAAACCAAACACUUCCUUCAAUUCCUCCUUCUCUUCUUCUUCUUCUUCUUCUUCUUCAAAUCAGUCGAGCUCCAAUGUAUCCGAAAUUAGGGUUAUUAUCAUUACUAGUUCCACUCAUUCUCUCUCUCGCCAGCACUGCACACUCCAAAUGCACCAGAGGCUGCGAUUUAGCAUUCGCCUCAUACUACGUCUGGCAAGAGGCAAAUACUUCCUUCAUAGCCGAGGUCAUGAAAUCAAGUAUUUUGGACUCGCCCGAUACCAUCGUGACAUACAACAGCGACCAAGUCUCUAACAAGGACAGUCUCCCAUCCUUCAUCAGGAUCAACCUCCCUUUCCCCUGCGGUUGCAUCGACGGUGAAUUCCUUGGCCACGUCUUCAACUACGACGUCAGAUCAGGCGACACCUAUCUGGUCGUUGCUGAAAAGUACUAUUCUAAUCUAACCACGGUUUCUUGGUUGAGCCAGUUGAACAGCUAUCCUCCUACUAAUAUACCUGAUACCGGUAUACUUAACGUGACGGUCAAUUGCUCGUGUGGAAAUAGUCAAAUUUCUAAGGAUUAUGGUUUGUUUAUCACAUAUCCGCUUCGGCCUGAGGAUUCGUUGGAGUCUAUUGCUAAUCAGACUAGUAUUCGUGCUGAUUUGCUUCAGAGUUAUAAUCCUGGUGUUAAUUUUAGCCGAGGAAGUGGCUUGGUUUAUAUUCCUGGACAAGAUUUAAAUAAUAGCUACCGGCCCCUGACUUCAAGCACAGGAAUAUCAGGUGGAGCUAUUGCUGGAAUUUGCAUUGCUGCUGCGGCUGUGGUGGUGUUGGUUGCAGUUUGUAUGUACUUUGGACUUUACAGAAAGAAGAAGGUGAAGGGGGCAUUGCUGUCUCAAGAUAUCUCUGCUCAUGCAUUACAAGGUCCUGGAAGUAACUCAGACAAGCCUGUGGAAUCAACUGGUUUGGCACCAUCUCCAGGCCUUACGGGCAUAACCGUGGACAAGUCAGUCGAGUUUUCAUAUGAAGAACUUGCCCUGGCUACUGAUAACUUCAGUUUGGCUAAUAAGAUUGGCCAAGGUGGCUUUGGGUCUGUAUACUAUGCAGAACUUAGAGGCGAGAAAGCUGCAAUCAAGAAGAUGGACAUGCAAGCUUCAAAAGAAUUUUUUGCUGAACUAAAGGUUCUAACACAUGUUCAUCACUUGAAUCUGGUGCGACUGAUUGGAUAUUGUGUUGAGGGUUCUCUUUUCCUAGUUUAUGAAUACAUUGAGAAUGGAAACUUAAGCCAACAUUUGCAUGGCUCUGGGAGGGAUCCAUUGCCAUGGUCUACUAGGGUGCAAAUUGCCCUUGAUUCAGCCAGAGGACUUGAAUAUAUCCACGAGCACACUGUUCCUGUUUAUAUUCAUCGUGAUAUUAAGUCAGCAAACAUAUUGAUCGACAAGAAUUUCCGUGGAAAGGUUGCAGAUUUUGGUUUGACUAAGCUCACUGAGGUUGGAAGUGCAUCCCUUCCCACACGUCUUGUGGGUACAUUUGGAUACAUGCCACCAGAGUACGCUCAAUAUGGCGAUGUUUCUCCGAAAGUCGAUGUCUAUGCCCUUGGGGUUGUCCUUUAUGAACUUAUAUCUGCCAAGGAAGCUAUCGUCAAGGGAAACAGUUCUAGUGCUGAAUCAAGGGGCCUUGUUGCUUUGUUUGAGGAUGUUCUUAAUCAGCCUGAUCCUAAAGAAGAUGUUCGCAAAUUGGUUGACCCUAGGCUAGGAGAUAACUAUCCGCUUGAUUCAGUCCGAAAAAUGGCACAGCUUGCCAAGGCAUGCACACAAGAGAAUCCUCAACUACGUCCAAGUAUGAGAUCUAUUGUUGUUGCCUUAAUGACCCUUUCAUCCUCAACGGAGGAUUGGGAUGUUGGCUCCUUCUAUGAAAAUCAAGCUCUUGUCAAUCUAAUGUCAGGAAGGUAGAGGCUAUAGUCAUCGAUCAUUUUGGAGAUUUUUCUUUUAUCUUUUAUUUUUUAAAAAAAUUCCGUGAGGAACACCUAAAAUAUGUCACUUCCAGAUAUAAAUAUAUAUAGUGCCUGUAAAUGUUUAGAUAAAAAUUAUGGAGGGAGCACAGAAUGAUAUUUAACCAUUUUGUUGAAUGCACAUAAAUAAUUCCUUUGGGAAUAAUGAAGCAUGAAAUUUGUAUAAUUAUGAAUUGGGUUUGGACAGUGGAAGGAAAGUAAUUGUUACUUGAAUAUUAUACUGCUUAAAUGCCUGCAUUUGAUGCCAA